AUGGGCUGGACGGGGGAAUUGCUGUGCCUCCUGGGGGCGAGGUUCCCCGACGCGGCGCUGGAGCACCGGUAUCGGGAAUUCCGGACGAGGAACUACUUCCUCAGGGACGACGGAUUCCAGGCGGGCCUGCGCGCCUUCGCGAUCGGCGCCCUGGGCAUGCGUGGGCUCGUCAAGUCCGGGCCCACCCCCGGCACGGCGGUCAUCUUCUUGAUGUUCGUGGCGCCGGUGCUCCAGCUGGCGAUGCGGUCGCUGGCCGACCGGCGGGGCCGCACGGAGGCCGCCCUGGCUGCCUACAUGGGCCAGCGCUGCGCCUGGGCGGCGCUGUCCCGCACGCUGCUGUGCCCCCUGGUCGUGUGCACCUACUUCCUGGAGUUCUUCCAGCAGCCGCCGGGGCCGUCGGCGACCUGGUUCCGGCUGUCCUCCUACGUCCUCUACAGCACCGGCGCCAUGGUCCUGUUCCUGUCUUGCGUGGGCUACCCCGUCCUGCUGGAGCACCACCUGGCGAUCCAAGCCCUGAGUGUGCUCAUGGUCGCCUACUGGCGGGCGGGGCCCUUCUGCCGGGAGGCCCUGGCGGCCGACGGCGGCCCCGAGCACGUGCUCGCCGCCUGGCGCGCCCUGGAGGCCGCCUCUCGCUGGGUCUUGGCCGCAAUGUACAUGCGCGAGGUGCCCGCGGCGCCCGAGCCCGAUCCCAUGCCCGCCUGCGGGCACGUGGUGCUGGCGAUGUACGGGUGCGUGGGGCUGGCCGCCACCACCUACGUGCUGUGGCUGGUGGAGCACAAGUCGAGGGUGCACUUCCUUAAGGAAACGGGGUGGGGGAACUGGAUGGGCUGGGAGCCCCUGGGGGAGAGGGCGGUUGUGUUCCAGAUCGUGAUGGGCGCGGCGUGCCUGGCGGUGGCCUGGCAGGUGCUGCGGGCGCUGCUGCUCGGUCGGCCGCCGGAGGGCGGCGGGGGCUGGGAGGGAGGCGGCGACGUUGCCUGGAUCGUGCGAUGA
Molecule: messenger RNA, 990 nt
Organism: Ostreobium quekettii
Lineage: Eukaryota; Viridiplantae; Chlorophyta; Ulvophyceae; Bryopsidales; Ostreobiaceae
Source: the annotation of a GenBank genome assembly